Molecule: messenger RNA, 3404 nt
Organism: Labeo rohita (rohu)
Lineage: Eukaryota; Metazoa; Chordata; Actinopteri; Cypriniformes; Cyprinidae
Gene: nfixb
Product: nuclear factor I/Xb
Exons: 13
Coding region: 757-2343 (528 amino acids)
Biological process (GO): regulation of transcription by RNA polymerase II
Cellular component (GO): nucleus
Molecular function (GO): RNA polymerase II cis-regulatory region sequence-specific DNA binding; DNA-binding transcription factor activity, RNA polymerase II-specific
Source: RefSeq, a predicted model, not a curated record
AGAGAGAGUGAGCGAGCGAGCGAUCGAGAGAGAGAGAGAGUUGGAGAGAAAAGGAGUAAAAAAAGCAGCAGCACUUGGGUUUGCCAGCGGUCCUGCGAGCUCGUCCAACAUUGAUUCGGUUCUCUUUUUUUUUUCCUGCCCGUAUUCUGUGCUUUGCAUUAGCCAGCUCCCCCCCCACCGGCCCCCCUUCGUCGCAGGAGUGUGCAUGCAUGUGCGCGCGUGUGCCUGCGUUAUGUGUGUGCCGCGCUCUCUGAGUUUUCUGCCGGAUCCAAAGAUCUAAGAAAACACUCAUUGCGCUUUGCCAAGGAUUUUUUUUUUUUCGGCAUUGUUUAGAUUUUUUUUUUUUUUUUUUUGUAAUUAUUUGGAAAGCGAAAGCAUUUAUUUUGAGCGCUGUUUCUUUUCUGUUUGUUUUUGCUUUUUUUUUCUUGCACACACACCUUUAUUGUAUUUCACUUUUAAUUUUUUUUUUUUUCCCCCAGCAAUUAUUUUUUUUUAAAAAAACAAUUUUACCUGGAACCGCAAAGCACAGCAAAAGAAAAUUCCUGAUCUUGAAAUUAACUUCUUUCCGCCGGCAAUUGGAGCGUCUCCAGACUUCUUUCCUUUUUACCCAAGUUUUUUUUUUUUUUGGUCGCCAAUUCUUCGUCUUUGCCAAGCCAGCAGUUGUUGUUUCGGCGUGAGUGGCAAAGAACUGGUGCGGGUGGAUUUUUUUUUUUUCCCAUCCUGAACGGCGUGCCAAAUUUAUGAUGAGAGUGCAAAAUGGAUGAAUUUCAUCCCUUCAUCGAGGCUUUGCUGCCACACGUCCGCGCCUUCUCCUACACCUGGUUCAACCUCCAGGCCCGCAAGCGCAAGUACUUCAAGAAGCACGAGAAGCGCAUGACGAAGGACGAGGAGCGCGCCGUCAAAGACGAACUCCUGGGCGAGAAGCCCGAGAUCAAGCAGAAGUGGGCGUCCCGUCUGCUCGCCAAGCUCCGUAAAGACAUCCGCCCGGAGUUCCGCGAGGACUUCGUGCUCACCAUCACGGGGAAGAAGCCGCCGUGCUGCGUGCUGUCCAACCCCGACCAGAAGGGCAAGAUCCGCCGCAUCGACUGCCUGCGGCAAGCGGACAAGGUCUGGCGCCUGGACCUGGUGAUGGUUAUCCUGUUCAAGGGAAGCCCACUGGAGAGCACGGACGGGGAGAGGCUGGUCAAGUCGCCGCAGUGUUCCAACCACGGCCUCUGCGUGCAGCCGCACCACAUCGGAGUGUCCGUGAAAGAACUGGACCUGUAUCUGGCCUACUUCGUCCACACGCCAGAAUCUGGACAAUCGGAUAACUCCAACCAACAAGGAGAAGCAGACAUCAAGCCUCCGCCCAAUGGGCACUUGAGUUUCCAGGACUGCUUCGUGACGUCAGGCGUAUGGAACGUGGCGGAGUUGGUCCGUGUGUCACAGACACCAGUUGCCACAGCAACCGGACCCAAUUUCUCUCUGGCCGACCUUGACAGUCCAGGAUAUUACAACAUCAACCUGGGUCGCCGCUCCAUUACGUCUACACCAUCAACCAGGACUGAGAUGGAGUUGUAUGCCAGUCUCCCGCGGAGCUCCAACAAACGUAAAUCCAUUGAUGACAGUGAGAUGGAGAGCCCGGUGGACGAUGUCUUCUAUUCGGGCCGUUCUCCAGCCCCGGGAGCAUCCCAGCCCAGCGGCUGGCCCAAUGAUGUUGAUGCAGUGCAACACCAUUUGGCCAGUAUGCAGGAGAGGAAGAUAAAACACGAAAGCGAUGGCGUGCAGUUUCCUUACCAUGGACUCUCGUCGCCUGGUUCUCUUAAGAAGUCGGGGAAAUUCGAUUUCAGCGCUCUGUCCGGCCAUACGAGGUCUGCACGCAUGCCGUUCACCCAUCACCCGCUGCCCAUGCUGGCAGGUGUAAGACCAGCAGGAAGUCCCCGUGCCUCAGCUUCCUCCCUGCACUUCCCCUCACCCUCCAUCAUCCAGCAGUCCAGCCCGUACUUCACCCAUCCCACCAUCCGAUACCACCACCACCCGGGACAGGACCCGCUCAAGGAGUUCGUGCAGUUCGUGUGCGCCGACGGAUCAGGACAGGCUAGUGGUCAGCCGAACGGGAGCGGCCAGAGCAAAAUGCCGGGCUCCUUCUUGCUGCCACCACCCCCCCCUGUGGCGCGUCCAGUGCCCCUCCCAAUGCCAGACUCUAAACCCAGCAGCACGCCCCCCGAUGGUGGACUCACCUCACCCACAUCUCCGUCAUACUCCACGCCAGGCUCCACAGCUCCCAACAGGUUUGUCAGCAUCGGAUCACGGGACAACAACUUUCUGAACAUACCCCAGCAGACGCAGUCAUGGUUCCUUUGACGAGGUCCUGCCUGCAACCUGUCGACACAAUUUGGAAGUUUUAUGACAAAAAAAAGAAAUCCUGUUUGAAAAUCCCCUCCGACCCGAAACGCACCCUAAGAAACGUGAGCAGCAUAUGAUUGGGAAACGUUCGACCCUGUAUUUGCCAACCGUCAGACGCCCUUCAAGCCCGCUCCUCCACCUCCGACACAGACUUUCAGAUCACAGCAGGAGGUGAGGGACCGACACGCACCUACAGCAUCUCGCAAGAACCGUCGUCACAACCAACGGCAACGUAGAGGAGGAAGAACCCGAUGAACACAGACAGAAAAUGUUACUAGGAAGAAGGAUGUAGUGUACAAUGGCUGGGAUUAUCAACAGUUUCAGUGGUGAGGAUUCAGACACAACAAAAAUCCGUUUUUUUUGUUUUCGAAACACUUAAACAUGCUGACGUUCAGCAUACAGGCGACACUAAAAGUCACAUCAUAAGAGCCCCCGGACGUUUUGCAUCUCUAGCUAAUUAGCAUGCAGUAGAAACGUCUUUAUUUCCCUUUUGCGGUCAAUUACUAAACUAACUACGAACAGCAGAAGUAUUGCACUACAGUAACGCGAAGAACACUAGUUUGACGUGCACUAUUGAAAAUGGGAUCGACGGCGGACAUUAUUUGCACAUUUUAUCGCGGAGAAAAACUAACCUGGCACACUAAAGCUACCCAGAGACCCGUUCUCGUUUUCAGGCCUCAGACUGAAUUUUUUAAUAAAACAAAAGUCCAUUUCAAGCACUUAGUGCCAACUAGACACCACCAGAUUUUACUUACAACUCCUAUAGAACAAAUACAGCCAAUUAGCGCACACUUAAGGUGCGGUCACAUUCACUAAAUUUUGUGGGUUUUUCUUAAACCUGAUGCGAUUUUUCAUUCUUAAAUGAAAUUUCUGAUAGUAGUAGUAGUAGUAUUUUUUCCAUACUGUGGAAGUCAAUGGCAACCGUGGAUGAUUUAUCUCUUUAAAAUGACUAUUUUUCGCCUGUUUAUUACUAUGUAGCUAUGAUUUACAAAAACAAAGUAAUGAAUUUGUACAACGCA